Molecule: messenger RNA, 1326 nt
Organism: Hyposmocoma kahamanoa
Lineage: Eukaryota; Metazoa; Arthropoda; Insecta; Lepidoptera; Cosmopterigidae
Gene: NGR-A28
Product: gonadotropin-releasing hormone II receptor-like
Exons: 10
Biological process (GO): G protein-coupled receptor signaling pathway
Cellular component (GO): membrane
Molecular function (GO): vasopressin receptor activity; peptide binding
Source: RefSeq, a predicted model, not a curated record
AUGUCUGACGUGGAUCAGAAAUUUUGGGAUUAUUUCAAUUUAGAAGAGACACCGAGUGACGCGACUAACGUUACGAUGCGUGAUGACGGCACAAUCCCUGUUCCUGAGGGGCAGGGGUUUGUUAUCUGCAUGUACAGUGCGUUGCUGAUAACGGGUGCUUUCGGAAACGUAGCUGUCUUCACAUCACUAGUACGCUCGCGUCGAAGGAAAUCCAGAGUGAAUCUCUUGAUGACACAUCUAGCAGUGGCUGAUAUGAUUGUAACGUUCAUUGUAAUUCCGUUGGAGAUCGGAUGGCGAACUACGAAUGCUUGGCUGGCCGGCAACCUGGCUUGCAAGUUUUUCCUCGUGUUACGUGCUUUCGGCCUCUACUUAUCAUCUAAUGUUCUAGUCUGCAUAUCUUUAGAUAGGAGGUUUUCAAUUCGAUAUAAAAUACAUUUGCCCGAACUUAAACGACGUUCAGUAUCGACAUGUACAAUCACAUUAAUUUAAUUCAAAAUUCCUUGUCCACAGAGCUUAGUGUUCCGAGUGAUGAGUCAUCCAAAAGUGUCAGAUUUUCAUCAAUGUGUUUCCUUCGAGGCUUUCUCGAGUCAGCACCAAGAAUUAGCGUAUAAUGUGUUUUGCUUAUGCGCAAUGUACUUCUUCCCUUUGCUCAUCAUUACUGUAUGCUACGCUUGCAUAUUCUACGAGAUUUCUAAGAAUUCGAAGGAAAUUACAGACAAAUAUAUCCAGCCUUCAGAGCGUACUCGAAUCCAGCUCCGUCGAUCAGACCAAAGACCUCUGGCCAGAGCCAGACGGAGAACUUUGCGGAUGACUGUUACGAUCGUCACGGUGUUCGCUUGUUGCUGGCUUCCCUAUGCUACAAUGACGUUAUGGUAUAUGCUAGAUCGGCAGUCAGCAAUUCACGUAUCAGCCAGAGUUCAGGACUUAUUCUUCAUCAUGGCCGUUUCAAACUCCUGCAUGAAUCCAUUGGUCUAUGGCUCCUACACCUUGGACUACAGGACAUUACUCAUGACAAUGAGAAAGAUCUUCUGUGUUCAUAGCAGCCCUUCUGAUAUGCCUGGAAUUUCGGCUCCAGAUACUCUGAAAAGUAAAUUGGCAACUAAUGACGUUAUACGCCCCGAAACAGUACGUCCCAAAAAUACAAGAAAAUACACUGUCCGAUUCGAGGAAACUUCAUUCGCGGGCCCGAGCGCGAGUUCCGAUCCAAUUGAACAUUGGAGCGACAGAUCUUUUAUCGAUCGACCAAUCAAACCUUCGCGAAGUUGUGAAGUGUUUACUGUGUAUACGCCGCAUCGAAGAUACGACUAAAGUAUUAUCGUAUUUUUC